Molecule: messenger RNA, 696 nt
Organism: Synchytrium microbalum
Lineage: Eukaryota; Fungi; Chytridiomycota; Chytridiomycetes; Synchytriales; Synchytriaceae
Exons: 5
Coding region: 1-696 (231 amino acids)
Biological process (GO): peroxisome fission; regulation of peroxisome size
Cellular component (GO): peroxisomal membrane
Source: RefSeq, a predicted model, not a curated record
AUGGCCGAUUUCACAGUAAAGUUCCUGAGCACCGGCGUCGGGCGAGACAGGAUUAACAAAUUCGCCCAAUUCUCUGCUCAAUUCCUCGAAUGGUAUCUCAAGCGAGAAGGUGCAGACAAGGAUGUCAUUGAAAAGAUCACAAAGUUGAAGACCCAUUUGGGUAUUGCAAGGAAAUUGAUGAAUGUCGGACGUCAAUUGGAAAUGCUACGAGGUGCCCAGAAAGCUUGGGGUGUCAAGGAUCCUGUCGUACGGUUUACCACCGCUGGAAAAUUAUCUGGUUUGGCUUUAUGGCUGACUUAUGACAACUUGGGUUGGGCCAACACUGUAGGAAUCGUCAAACUCUCAAACCCCAAAGACAUUACUGAAAAGGCCAUGCAAGCUUGGAUGUUUGGUUUGGUGUGUUCCAUCAUCGGUGGAAUCUAUAAGCUACGAACAAACGCCGUGCGAUUGGAUUUGGCUAGCAAGGCUAGACGAUCUGCUGCUACAAAGAAUGUCAAGGAUGAAGGUGUUGAAAAGGAAAUCCGAGAUUUAGAAAAGGAACGAACUGGCAUCAUCCUCAACUUUUUGCAAGACGCUCUCGAUAUCACUGUACCAAUCUCUGCAUUGAACUUGCACCCUAUCGAAUCGGGAAUAGUAGGUCUUGCUGGUGCUGCAUCCGCUGCCCUCGGUGUGUACACGCAUUCUCUCACCUUGUAG